GGUGAACAUAAACAAACCACUGUCUCCUCCGAUCAUCGAAAUCGGAUGGAAAAAGUAAUGGCGAAAAUGGUGGUCUAUCAUCUUCUGAUGCUGGUGACGGUGGCGAUGACGUCGAUUCUGGUGGAAUCGGCGAACACGAACAAUGUUUACUCGCCGUGCUCCGACACUACGGUGCAGUUGUCCGACGGGUUCACAUUUGGGAUCGCGUUCGCGUCAAGGCAGUCGUUUUUCUACAAUAGUAACCAACAGUUGUCUCCGUGCGACCGCAGACUGUCACUCUCCUCAUCCAAUUCUCAGAUCUCUGUGUUUAGGCCCAAAGUCGAUGAGAUCUCUCUACUCACCAUCAACACCUCCUCCUUCUCUCCGGACUCAUACGGUGGGUAUAUGGUUGCAUUUGCUGGUCGAAAAUAUGCUGCAAGGUCCCCACCUGCUUUUGUUGCAAACAGUACAUAUACUGUAACAAGCUUUACCCUUGUGCUUGAGUUUAAAAAGGGCAGGCUGCAAAACCUGUACUGGAAAAGAGAUGGCUGUGCUAAAUGUGCAGGGAACUCUGGUUUUGUAUGUCUCAACAACCAAGACUGUGCCAUCAAGACAUCCAGCUGCAAAAAUCAAAAUGGAAGUGUAGAUUGUAGCCUUGGGAUACAAUUAGCAUUCUCUGGCACAGAUAAGCACCUUUCAGUUAUGAACUCAUGGUAUGAAGUGGAGAACCUUCGACAGUACUCCCUGUAUGGUCUUUAUUCAAAUCUAAAGAAUUCCCUCACCGGUGAGUAUAGCAAGAUCUUCUAAUUGUACUUCUCUUGGUUGAUCUUUUGUUACUGGUAUGUUGUAAUUCUUUUUCACUUUCUGCCUUUCUUCAUUUUAUAUCUACUUCUGUCUUUCUCUCUGUUUCCUUGAGAUGCCUCUCCUUGCAGUUAUGGUGUUAAAAGAUUUGUGGCGUGUGUAUUAUGUACAAUUUGAGAUUAUGAAUAGAGAUAUGGUUAUACA
Messenger RNA from Rubroshorea leprosula, 984 nucleotides. NCBI's taxonomy places the organism in Eukaryota, Viridiplantae, Streptophyta, Magnoliopsida, Malvales, Dipterocarpaceae. The record is from the annotation of a GenBank genome assembly.